AUGUCGACAGGAGUUGAGGCGCAUUGCUCACCAAGACGCUGGCCCAUAGGUGGACGGCCCAGGGAUACAUACGGGCAGAGUCCGUUGAGGUCGUGGUACGCGGAUACAUUGGAUCAGUCACGGACGGCCAUAUCUCCGCUAAGCCCGGUGCAGACUCGCAGCCCUGUCACGCAUACGUGCCCGGAGGGCUUCACGCCGCGACGCACCUCUCCUGUUGUGGGUACCCGUGCUUCCCACCUCUCUGGAAUUGGGCCGAUGUCCCCCCGCUACGCCGUUGUCGCCCGUCGGCGAUACCAAGUGAUGACAUCGGACUAUCCCGUCCACCCACAAGCAGCAUCUACGCGAGUGGCGACGACUCAUGCCAGGGUGUUCUCUUCCACGCUUAUUCGUUGUGGUGCGGCGGCGUCUCCUGCACGUUGUGCAGUAACCAAUACAGCUUUAUCCACGACAGUACCACACACGAUGCAUCAGUCUCCGCUACACGACGUUGUUGCCGCGUCACAUCCCGUGUCGGCUCGCCAGCAAUGUCUGCAGCAACCACAACAGCACAAACCAGCCGAAUGGCAGCAACCCCUACGACACGCCACCGCUGGACAAAAGUUGCGAGGAACUCGAAGGGACGAUGAUUCUGUUGUGGCAAGAAGCGAAGAUGUUCCAAACAUGGAUGAUGUGAUUUAUGUACCAGUGAAUACAUUGAACCAAAAACCGCGUGCAAACAAUGGAGUAAACGGGAGGAUUGUGCACCAAAUGAGGCAUACCCAAGCAGAGGAUGUCUCACGGCAUGCUUCGAUGGCAGCGGAACGCGUUCCGCAGCAAGUUACGCAAAGGGUUGUGACUCCCUCAGCCAACCGGGCACCGCGAGCGAGCUUGCGCGGCUCCUUGUAUGCGUCACCGACAAUGGAUAACAGUUUGCGCGGGAGUUCACAACGCAGUGACUUGAAUAUUACGCUUAACCGAGAGUUACCCAUUCACGAAAGCUUGUGUAUUCCUGCGCACCGCAAAGCGACGUCUGCAGUGACCGCGAAUUGUAUGUAUUCAUCUCUGUCUUCAACAACUGUGCAUAGAUGUCUUAAUGGCAGCUCUGCUUCAAAGGUGUUAUCUCAGCCAAUAACGGCUCCGGGAAGCACCACACCAGGCACAACGCCUGUGCAAAGUGACGAAUCCAGCCGCAGCAGCACAGGCACAUUGAAUCUGUCUCAUCGUCAUUCACGAAUAACUUCUUUCGUUCGAGAUGGACACUUCUCUUUUGUUUCCGCUCGGCCUCUUCUUCAACAGUUUGUGCAGCGCUGGCGUAAUCACUACGAGGAAAACAAGAAUGCAUACUGCGAGGGCGGGUACAUGACCGUCACACCAGGCAAAAAGUUAAACUCUCGCUACGUGGUGGUCCAAAAGUUGGGUUGGGGUGAAUUUAGUACGGUGUGGCUCACGUACGACACAAUGCACAAAACACUUGGCAAACCGCACCAGGCAUUUGUGGCGCUAAAAAUUGCCAAAUGCGAUAACACAGUCUCGUGGAGUACGCAGUACGAGAUCAAUUUACUCCGCUACAUUGGGGAACGAGCGUCGCCCACGGUCUCACUCACUAACCUCGUAGACUACUUUGAGGUGCCCGGCCAGUAUGGGUCGCAUGUAUGCAUGGUCAUGCCAUUGCAUGGCUCGAAUCUUCUCAGCAUCAUUGAUCAGAUGAAGGCGAAAAAGCGACAGCGGUCACCGCAGGAGAUUUGUUUGAUCAAGGAAGUUGUCGCUUCAAUUCUUUUAGGUCUUGAGGAACUGGAUGGGUUGGAUAUCAUUCAUACAGACAUCAAACCGGAAAAUGUCCUUUGCUCUUCACCAGAUCUGAAAGUGAUGGACGUGAUUGAAACCUUUUGCCGACGUAACAAGGAGCGCUCCUCCAUGGUGCCGUAUGAAACAGUGCGAGAAGCUAUCGCACGCGGGGAUCCAAAUCAUCUUGUGUAUAUUGCGGAUUUUGGUCUCUCCGUGGCCCUGAAACCACCCACCGAGGGAGCUGCAUUACAUGAGUCGAGUAACUCCCAGUCAUUGUUGAAAAGUCUGAUUGGGCAGAAGCGAGAGUUCCCUGUGGAGAAGUCGGGUACAGUGACAAAUCUACGGGGGACAAUGAUUCAAACUCGUGAGUAUCGUGCCCCGGAGAUUAUAAUUGGUCUAGACUUUAACACACGUACCGACUUAUGGAGUGUCGGAUGCAUGGUGUUUGAGCUAAUCACGGGGGACUUUUUGAUGGAUCCCAAGCGUCGCACAAAGAACGAGCGGAUGAUGGACGUUGAACAUCUGGUAAUGAUGAUGCAACUCCUGGGGCCUGUCCCGGAGGAUAUCAUUCGUCUUCGCACACAACGAGAUCCUAAGCGUCCCCCACCGAGGUAUAUUCAUCGCUACUUUAAUGAGAGUGGUCGGUUUAUUUACGCCGACAGGUAUCGCCUUUACCCACGUCGACACUUAGACAGGGAAUUGGAGGCGUUUCUGCCCACAGAUGAGGCCAAGCGCGCUGCGGAUUUCAUCAUGCGUUGUUUGUCAUCGUAUGACCCGGUAUUGCGCCCCUCCGCGCAUGACAUGUUCACCCAUGAGUGGCUGUCGGAGGUCAUGGGCCAGCGGAAGCACUGA
Molecule: messenger RNA, 2616 nt
Organism: Trypanosoma rangeli
Lineage: Eukaryota; Euglenozoa; Kinetoplastea; Trypanosomatida; Trypanosomatidae
Product: putative protein kinase
Exons: 1
Coding region: 1-2616 (871 amino acids)
Biological process (GO): regulation of mRNA processing; spliceosomal complex assembly; protein phosphorylation
Molecular function (GO): protein kinase activity; ATP binding
Source: RefSeq, a predicted model, not a curated record